Dama dama (fallow deer) is the source of this 1200-nucleotide messenger RNA. RefSeq names its product TNF alpha induced protein 8 like 1 (gene TNFAIP8L1). The transcript has 2 exons. Lineage: Eukaryota; Metazoa; Chordata; Mammalia; Artiodactyla; Cervidae. The record is from RefSeq and is a predicted model, not a curated record. Gene Ontology annotation, biological process: regulation of apoptotic process; negative regulation of TOR signaling. The coding region runs from base 151 to 711 and encodes 186 amino acids. Gene Ontology annotation, cellular component: cytoplasm.
AAUUGGAGGGCGGGACCGAGCUUCCUGCUCCGCCCCGCCGGGUCCCAGUCCUCAGGCACGAGUCUCGCAGCCACAGCAACGGCCUCUCAGAGGCGGCCGGACAGAACCUCGACGGUCGAACCAACGACUGAAUCCCAGAGAACAGGACAGAUGGACACCUUCAGCACCAAGAGCCUGGCCCUCCAGGCCCAGAAGAAGCUCCUGAGCAAGAUGGCCUCCCGGGCAGUGGCGUCCGCCUUCAUCGACGACACCAGCAGCGAGGUGCUGGACGAGCUGUACCGCGCCACCAAGGAGUUCACCCGCAGCCGCAAGGAGGCCCAGAAGCUGGUCAAGAACCUGGUCAAGGUGGCAGUGAAGCUGGGCGUUCUGCUGCGCGCCGGGCAGCUGGGCGCCGAGGAGCUGGCGCGGCUACAGCGCUUGCGGCAGCAGGCGCGCCGUCUGGCCAUGACUGCUGUCAGCUUCCACCAGGUGGACUUCACCUUCGACAGGCGCGUGCUGGCCGCCGCCCUGCUUGAGUGCCGGGACCUGCUGCACCAGGCGGCUGGCGCGCACCUAACCGCCAAGUCCCACGGCCGCAUCAACCACGUGUUCGGCCACCUGGCCGACUGCGACUUCCUGGCAGCGCUCUACAGCCCCGUGGAGCCCUACCGCUCCCACCUGCGCCGGAUCUGCGACGGCCUCACCCGGAUGCUGGAUGAGGACAGCAUAUGAUGACUUCCGACCCCGCUGCGGUUGCCUGCGGGGGGGCGGGGCUCGAAGUGGGGCGGAGCUAACCCUUUCCUUCCUGUCUGACUCUGGCCAAUCACCCCUCCUCCAACACAUACACACAGGUGACUGCAGCUCCAAGGACCCGGGUCCCCUGUCCCCGGGCCCAAUCUCACCGGGCUCGGAGCCCGGCUCAGUCUGCCUGUGCCUGCGGCCUCCCCCAGGCACCUGGAGACCUCUGCCUGCUGUGGCACCAUCUGAACAAUGCCCCUUGAGCCACUGUCUGUACCCCUCAAAUCACUGGGUGUCUCUGACAGCUGGGGGCUUCUCACUUCAGUGUUGCUUGGGCUUUUUCAUUCCCGCAGAGAGGGUUAUAGGGAACCAAGAGGGGGUGUUACAGAGUGAGCUGUCUCACCCUACCCCACCUCCCAUUUCCCAGAUGGAAGUCCUAACCCCUGGGACCUGUGAAUAUGACCUGAUCUGAAAAUAGGGUGA